UAUCGUCUGCCGGUUCAAAACUAAAGAAAGAUGGACGCGAAGAAGCAGAGAAAGGCAAAUUUUAGCGAUGUGGAGGUGGAAGUAUUAGUGGACGCGGUGGGAACUAGCUACAAGGUUUUGUAUGGAAAGUUCUCACCGUGUCUGACUAACAACAUGAAGACAAUGGCAUGGGAGUCGGUGACAGAGAAAGUAAACGCCGUAAGUCUGCAGUGCACAAGAGGGGUAGUGGAAGUAAAAAAAAAGUGGCAAGACAUGCAGUCUGCAGUCAAGAAGAAGGAAGCUCAACGGAGGAAAAACUUGACGCAAACUGGAGGAGGGCCUUCACAGCUCCCCAUGUUGAAGCCUUGGGAGGAGAAAAUAUUGCAGUUGAUUCCUCAGUCAGCCAUAUCUGGAAUUGAGGAUGGGGUGGACACCAGUGAAGUCAGGUCUUCCCUUCAGAUGUCCCAAAAACCAAGUUGCCUUGAGAUACAGCCAUUUAUUGUCACUGAGGUUCCAGCUGAAGAACUUGAAAAUCUAGACACUAAUAGUGAUGUGCCAGUUGUCUCUCAAUCUGAAGAAGAAUCUUCUUUGUCAGAACCGUCAACUUCUAAAGGAAAACGGAAAGCUCAAACAUUUAAUGAGUACAGCUACGGAUCUCAGCGCCUCAUUGAAAUUGAGGAGGAGAAGCUUUCAAUCAAAAAGCAGAGACUGGAAAUUGAAAAAGAGAGGCUCGAGAUUUUGAAGAACUUUUAUGCUUUGUUUUCUUCUUCAAAUGUUCAAUCUGUUUGUAAUCUUUUGUCUGAGUUUUAAUUAGUA
Magallana angulata is the source of this 795-nucleotide messenger RNA. RefSeq names its product myb/SANT-like DNA-binding domain-containing protein 4. Gene Ontology annotation, cellular component: nucleus. The coding region runs from base 31 to 789 and encodes 252 amino acids. The transcript is spliced from 6 exons. The record is from RefSeq and is a predicted model, not a curated record. NCBI's taxonomy places the organism in Eukaryota, Metazoa, Mollusca, Bivalvia, Ostreida, Ostreidae.